CCAGAUAUAUAAACAACGGCUCCGGUAGACUUCCGGGCCUGGAUCUUCGUGUAUUCCUUUUGCGACGCCAUCUGAAUCUCGAACCCGACUCAGGAAUCUUAAAUCAGAAGCGAAGAAAGAAUGGCGGGUGGUGGAGCUCCCCCGAGAGGAAGUGCAGCCGCGGCUGCAAGCAUGAGGAGGAGGAGGACGAGCAGUGGAGCCGGGGCCUCCGGAGGGGCGGCAGGAACAAUGCUCCAGUUCUACACGGACGAUGCACCCGGUCUCAAGAUAUCCCCGAACGUCGUGCUUGUCAUGAGCAUCGGUUUCAUCGCCUUUGUCGCCGUUCUCCAUGUCAUGGGCAAGCUCUACUUUGUCAAGAGAGAUGCUUGAAAACAAGGGUAAUAUAGAUGAAGAGUAUGCCUUCUUGUGCUCGUUUCUUUCUUUCGUUUCCCCCUUUUUCCCCCAGAUAGAGGCAGAAUUUGCGCAAUGAUAAAUUCUUGAUGGGCUGAAUCUUUUAUCCUCUUUAUACAACUUCAAUCCCGUUGACUCUUAUCCCAAAUUCCAAGUUGCAUCUGAAUGUGAAAUUAGAUUGUUAGAUUUUGGUA
This is a messenger RNA of Tarenaya hassleriana, 584 nucleotides long. Its product is annotated as protein transport protein Sec61 subunit beta. The record is from RefSeq and is a predicted model, not a curated record. Gene Ontology annotation, cellular component: Sec61 translocon complex; endoplasmic reticulum membrane. The transcript has 2 exons. The coding region runs from base 121 to 369 and encodes 82 amino acids. NCBI's taxonomy places the organism in Eukaryota, Viridiplantae, Streptophyta, Magnoliopsida, Brassicales, Cleomaceae. Gene Ontology annotation, biological process: intracellular protein transport.